Dicrocoelium dendriticum is the source of this 684-nucleotide messenger RNA. The record is from the annotation of a GenBank genome assembly. Lineage: Eukaryota; Metazoa; Platyhelminthes; Trematoda; Plagiorchiida; Dicrocoeliidae.
AUGCUUGCAUUUCUUUUCAACCCAGCUCUGUUCAAAGAUUUUCUUCGGGAGUUACCGGAACCGUUGUUCACCAGCGCGUUGUAUCCUAUGUUCUACGACGCAAUGCAAGUUACUUUACCGGGAUUCUCACAUAACGGUGCAAAGCUGAUGCUCAAUAUUCUGGACUGUCUGCCAACCAUAAACCAGGAGAUUCUACUCUACCUAUUGGACCAUUUCAAAAGAGUGACCAAUCAGUGCGUUGUGAAUCGGAUGGACACUGCAAAUUUAGCCACAUGUCUCGCUCCUGUCCUAUUCUAUCCAGCUCCAAAUUCCGCCAGAAACUUGGAUCCGGCAAUACUGGAGCCAAGCAAAAUGGCGGAAAUUUUUAAAUUCAUCUUAGAUAUUUGGCCAGACGAGCGAACUACUGUGCCACCGUUCGAAAGCGAUGUCGACGUUUGGAGGACAGAGCUACGGCGUACCCGUUCACCAAUGUUAAACGAGGAAUUCCAAGCAGAUCCGCAAUCGGCCGUGUAUGCUCCUCGGCGGAGCCACAGACGUAGACACGGCCAACAUCGGGCAUCAAGCGGAACGCGCUCCACUCUUUCGGGGCCUGCAUCGAUGGGGAUGCGACUGGAUUCUCCCCCACAGAUGCAACGUACAAGUCACGGUUACGCUGGCGGACACGGUGGCUCAGGUAAGCGGUGA